AUGACAAAUCAAGAUAAUAUAAAACUAUUUCAUAAUCAGAUCAAUAGAUUAUCACCAUUAUUUAUUAAAUGUGAACCCAAAGAUGAAAAUAUAAGGAAUAUCGAAAACUAUAAUAUAGUGUUACAAGUUAUAGAAUGCUUUAUAUCAACUAAAAAAUACAUUCAGGUAGGGGAUUUAAAUGUUAUAACUGUAACCGAUUCAAAAUAUUUAUAUAAACUUUAUAGUGAAAAAAGUAUGGAGGAAGGUUUAAUAAUCAAAAUAGUUUCAGUUAGUAGAAUCAAUAACCUGCCAAUAAUUGUAGAUUUUAAAAUUUUAACAAAAAAUAGAAAUAGUUCAAAAAAACUUGAUUUUUUAUUUAAUAAACAAUUAUUAACAACUCAUCCAAACUUAGAUAUAAAUAGUUUUUAUAUUAAUGACAUUGAUAAUAGUGAUAAUGAAAAUAACAAUACUAAGAAUAGCAAUAGUAUUAAUGAUAACAAUAAUAGUAUUAAUAAUAAUAAAAACGAUAAUAGUAAUAAAAGUAUUGGAGGCAAUACUAAAUCAUUAAAAAGAAAAAGUAGUGGUACUAUUGACCAAAAUAGCAAUAGUAAUAAUAGUAGUAAUAAAAGAAAAUUUGGUGAAAAAAGUAAUACAAAUCAAGAUAUCGACAACAUUGGCAAGGAUAAUAAGAUUGGAAUAAAUAGUGAUAAUAUUGGUAUUAUUAACAGUGGUAGUAGAAGAAAUAAUGGUGUUAAUGUAAUUUUAAGUAAAGAAGAUAAAGAGUUUAUAAUUUUAUUAAAUGAAAUUAAUAAUAAUACUAAUCACCUUAAUAAUAGUAAUAAUAAUAACAAUAAUAAUAUUAAUAAUACUGAUAAUAAUACUGAAAAUAUCAAAGAAUAUAACUUUUCAAAAUUUUUAUUUAAAGAGUAUAAAAAAUUAAAUAGAUUAUUAUUAGAAUCACCAGUUACAACAACAACAACAAUAAUAAAAACUAAAACAAUAAUAACGAAACCCGGUGAAGAAACCAAAAUAGAAAAAAAAUCAAAUAUAGUAACAACCCAAACAAUUGAUAUUGAUUCAAAUUUAAAAUUUUUAAAUUAUUUCAAAUAUAUUGAAAAACAAGAAAUAUAUCAGUUCAUAGAGUCUAUUAAUAGUUUGCCAAGUUUACAUUUAAGCCAAUACGAGCAAUUUUUAUUUAUAUAUUUAUUUUCAUAUUUAAACUUUAUUCAACAAUUUAAUAAUAAAAACAAUAACAAAAAUAAUAGUUUAAACGUUAGACACAUUUUUAUACUGGUUCUUAGUUUAUUGGGUACAGAAAACGAAACAAAUAAUUUUGGUGACGGUAUUUUGUAUACUGAAAAAAUAAUGUAUUUUUAUAAUAUAAUAAACUCAAUAGAUAGUAUUGAUCCCAUUAAUAUAGUUAAUGAUAGUAUAAAUAAUGGUAGCAAUAGUAAUACUACUAAUAAUAAUAUGGAUAAUAAUAGUUGUAAAAAAUGCUCAAAUAAUAAAAUAAAUAAAUAUUGUAGUAAAUUAAUAUCAAAUAUUAGAGAUAGACUAAAUCAUUCAAUAGUUUCAAUACGUAAUAAUAUAGUUUCAGAACAGCUGUUACAAUUUAAAUAUUGCUAUAUAGACCCAAAGCUAUCAUAUUCAUUAUCAAUACCCUAUACAUUUACUCAAGAUACCAAAGAAGAAGAAUUAUAUUUAAAAAAUCAAGAAUACCCAUAUACCGAGUAUUACGAAGAUGCAAUAAUCGGUGAACUUUCAGAUUUCAGGGGGUACAAUUAUUAUGAUCAAUAUAAUUUAUUUAAUAUUAAAAAUCAAGAAUCGUAUCGACAAGUAAAGAACAAUAUUGUCAAAGUCUAUGAUCAGGAGGUUUUUGAUCCAGCCAAUCAAGAAAUAGAAUUAUACUGCAAUAAAGAAAUAUUUAAAUCAAAUCAAUAUGACAGCACCGAAGAUAUAUUAUAUGAUGUAUAUGUAAAUAAGACCAAUAUAGAUAGAGAAAAUGAAAUGGAUGAAAAAGUAAAGAAUAGCGUUUUUGAAGUUGGCUUGGAGGAAUAUGUAGGUGAUUUACUCGAUGACGAUACAAAUCACGACGAACCUGAGCUUGUAAUUAGAGAGGAGUGGGUAGAAGAUCUCAUUAAAAUACCAGUUCCAAACUAUAAAAUUCAAACCACUAUAAGGCCGCACCUAUUCUACGAGCCCCCAUCAAAUGGAAACUAUUCAAUCAAUCCAUCACUAUCAAUAUUUAAAAAAUGUUUUGCAAUUUACACUCAUAGAAUAUUUGAUUCGGAUUUCGAUUGGGAAUAUAACGGUGUCAAGGUAGUGGUAUCAGGUACUGCUGUUACCUCGUGUAUUGAUAACUUACCCGUGGAAAUUAAAAGAGCGUACAUAUGGCUAAUCGAUAUCAAUAGAUUACUAAAAAAGUCAAGUUUACCAAGCAUUGCAGUUUUAAAGAUUAUGACUCUUGUUGAAGAUGGCUCCUUAUUUAAUCAACUUGUUUAUUCAAGAUAUCACAGUCCAAUAUCUCAUUAUUAUAAUAAUCAUAACAUCGAGCUUUCAUUAAUUCAAGAAUUACCAAAUAGCGAUGGCAACACCGAACAAAACUUUAUAAGUAUUGAUAAAAUGAAUAAGGUCCUUAACAACGAAAACCAAUCGAUUAUAUCCGAUAGAGUAAAUCAAAUACUGACCCAAUUAACAAAUAGAAUGGGCAUUAAAAAAGAAGAUAAAGAAUACUACUAUAUACAUACAGAAGACUCGAUCAUAGUCUACUAUAGACAUCCAUAUCACUCAAUUAGAAUCAAACUACAGGUGUGCGGAUCACUCGAACAAAUGCUUUUAAAGAAUUGUUUGGACCAACUAGAUUGUUUAGCACCAAUAUACGACGGCUCAAAUGUUUAUAUGUCAAAAAACUCAAUUCAUUCGUUUAACUCUAGAUAUAAUUUGGUUUCGAGCUUUAAUUUUCAAAAAGAAGUUAAUAAAAUGGAUAGCUGUCAUGUCGGUUUUAAAACAAUUCGUUGGGAUUUUGAUCCAAAUAAUAUAUCAUAUAAUAACCAUUACUAUUACAGAGCUGGUUUUGGUCAACCAACAGAUCCACUGUUUUGCUUGGGAUAUUAUCAAAUUUCAGAUGGUCAGGGUCACGAUUGUCCUCCUUGUACAAUGACCAACUUUAGAAGAAAUAGAUUAAAAAAGAUUUAUAAAUUUAGACCUCUUUUUAAUUGGCCUCAAUCAAAAAUGUUAAUUAGAAAAUGGCAUGCAUCGCCUCUAAUCAGUUGCUCUAGAAGUAUCGAUAAAAUUUUAAAAACUCCAGCUUUUUCAUCAGCAAAUUACAAAUGUUUUGAAGUUUAUGGAUUUUAUAUAAGACACCAUUGUUUCAUAUGUAAUGCUCCAAUACAAUUUAAAGGUCAUCACACAUUUUGUUGCAAAUCAUGUUUGCACAAUCAAGAUGAAUAUUUAAAGAUUAAAUUUAACAAAUCCCAUGCAGUAGUUAUUAUUAAAGGUUAUGGCGAUGGCAAUAUGUAUGAUGAAGAGGAUGAGGAUAAUGAUGAAGAUGAUGGUGAUAAUGAUUGCAAAGAAGAUAAACAAGAAUGUGAAAAUAUAGAACAAGACAAACAGUUUUUAAAAAAAGAAAAUGAUGAAGAAGAGGAAGAAGAAGAGGAAGAAGAGGAAGAAGAAGAAGAAGAAGAAGAAGAAGAGGAAGAAGAAGAAAAUGGGUCUCAAUAUAAAAAUUAUAAUUAUGAAUUAUAUGGGUAUCAAAUUUCAUUGGAUUUAUUGGCUUUAGGUUUUAAUGUAACAGUUAUAUCCACAUCAAACCAAUCUCAAGAUGAAGUCGAAUCAUUAUAUAGAAGAAAAGUAUUUGAUCAAAUAGAUAUCGAUGAAAAUGAUAUUUCAAGAUUAACAGUUGUGUCAUGUUAUAGAAACAAUAUUAAAAAAAUCAAUUCGAUUAUUCAAUCAACUAUUAAAAAAAUACCAGAGAUUGAUAUUUUAAUAAAUUCAGUUUAUCAAGGUAGAGAUGGUGAUGAUACUGAUCAAGAUAAUAAUAACUCUAUAAUUAGCCAACAACUAUUUACAAAUCUAUCACUUCAAAAAAUGAAAGAAAAUAAAACCGAUUUUUGGAGUUCAAACAAUUCAAUUUUCACUGGAAAUAUUGAAAGUAUACAAAAAAUUAUUACAAGAUCCCAUAACAGUGAUAUUAGUAAUAAUAGCGAAAAUUAUAAUAGCAAUAACAAUAACAAUAAUAACAGCGUUAAUACAAGUGGUGGUAAUAGUCGAGUCAAUAUUAGAAAUAAAUUUACAGGAUCAUCCAUUUCAUAUAAUGUCAAUGGUAUAAAUAAAAGAUAUCACAAAUUAACUAUCUAUGGAAAAGAAAAUUCAAAACAAGAACUAUCAAUUCCAAACUAUAGGUGCUAUGAAGACCAAACAUUGGACGAUUGCCCAAAUAAAGAGAAUGAAGAAAUGUGUGAUUUAAAUAGUGAAGAUCAACAAGAAGACGAUAAAGACUAUGAAGAAAUAACUUCCAUAAAAACAUUCAAAAGAGAGGGUAAUAUUAUUUAUGUUAAAGAUAAUUCAAUUUCUUUAGAAGUUGCAACAACUAAAACAGUUAAUGAAAUUUUCAAUUAUUUUUUAAUAAAAUAA
Messenger RNA from Dictyostelium purpureum, 4611 nucleotides. RefSeq lists its product as uncharacterized. The coding region runs from base 1 to 4611 and encodes 1536 amino acids. Lineage: Eukaryota; Evosea; Eumycetozoa; Dictyosteliales; Dictyosteliaceae. The record is from RefSeq and is a predicted model, not a curated record. The transcript has 2 exons.